GCAACGCCACCAAAAACGCCAUACUUCCAAGAGCAUUUUUCGGGGCGAGUUUACAUUUUGCGGAUAAUUGUGGAAAAAGCGGUAAAAGAACGUGCAAACACGAACCCAAAAAUAGCUGCCUAAAUGUGGUCACCACGUGCGAUAACAGCGCCACAGUCAAAACGCUAAAAACCAUCCGUUCCUGGGCGAAAAAAGAGCGGUUCUUUUGCGAGGGCGCUGCAGAGAAAAUUAAGUGUGGUGGGAAUCGGAAUCGGAAUCGGGAUUCUACGCAUUGUACGGCGUAUCAGCUGCCGAAGAUUGUGUGUGCCCCCCAAGCGAAACCAAAACAAAACAAAUUUGCUUGGCCAGCAAUGAGAUCGUAGUACCGACUGCUGCAAGCGAUUCAAUUCGACGACCGCCAUGGACAAGCGGUUCAAGUGGCCGCUCAAGCAGCGGGCCAACCACUCGGAGGCGCCCUAUCACCACAAUCCGUCGCGUGGUGGCUACCCGCGGCAUCCGGCGGGUCAUCCUAUGCAGCCUUCGCUGCAUCCGCAUCCCCAUCAGCUGGGCCAUCCCAAUCAGCAUCCCGGCAAGAGAAACGCGCGCCAGCACUACGGCUACAAGGGCUACCGCAAGCCGCUGCCGCCGCCCCCGCCUCCCAUGCAAGCGCAGAUGGAGCAGAUGGGGGGCGGGGCCAUGCCGCCGCCGCCUCCUUCGUCCGGCGGAUCAGUGGGUGCCACCGCCGAUGUGGUCACCGUAAUCGUGGAGAACAACAACCUGAAGCGCAUGAUUGUGCUCCACUUGAAGCUGCUGCAGGAGCAGACGGACAGUCUGACGGCCAAGGAGAAGGAACUCGACGAGCAGAGCGCCAAGAUGGGCAUGGUGAUGGCGCAGAAUCAGGAACUGAAGCAGGCGGUCCAACAGCUGGAGGCCGCCAACGAGGAGCUGCGCAAGCAACUGCGAAGAAAGAACCAGCGGCGGCACGACGAUGAUGAUGAUGAUGACGAUGAUCACGCACUGCCACCAGCUGUUCCGCAACAGAAAAUCAUCCGCUGCCAUGCAGAGACGCAAACUGUGAUCAGGGAGCGGGAACAGUGCACCCAGACAAUGGAGGCGAUGGAGCCACAACUGGCUGAGGUGCAGCCCAGGAUUCUGAGUGUGGAGGAGCUUCCCCCUGUGCCCCAUCUAGUUGCAGCGGUAGCCAAUCUCCCAAGCGGCAAGCGCUCCGAGAGCAAAGGCCGCGGCGAGUUCAAUGGCAAGAAAGUGAGCACCUUCAUCCUGCAGCGCAUGAACCAGGACUCCAAGCAUCACAUCCACGAGGAGCAAACCCAGGUGGAGGAACAGGCGCACGAGGAGCAGCUGCAGCUGGAGGAGGUUCAGUUGCAGAUGCAGGAAGUCCAAGCUGAAGAGGUCGUCGGCGGCGAUAUCUUCCACGAUGCCUUGGAAACCUUCGAUGUGGAGGUGGUCACCGAGGAGCUGGUUGAGUUGGAGGAGCAAACACAUGCUGUGGAUGCCAACGGCCAUAUGGAGGAGGAGGAGGAUGAAGAAGAUCAGGACGAGGAAAACGAAAACAGUGAAGAGGACGACGAAGACGAGGACGAUCAGUCGGUGGAUAGCGAGACGGACGUACACUUUCGAAACGAGGACGAUCUCUGGCCGAACCAGAUAAACUCCAUGGAGUUGGACACGACGGCGGAGAAGGCGGUGGCGCCUUCGGCCCACUCAACUCCCAAUCAUCAGCAGAAGUAUCUGCCACAGGCGGAGGUUAGAAAGGAGCCGCUCCAGGAAUGGAAGCCUGAAAAGCGGCUGCAUGAAGAGCCUGAAACAAAAGUGGAUCAGAAAAUAGAGGCCGCUGACCAAAUGGAGGUGGACCGAGUCGAAGAAGCUAAUCUUGCUCUUAAGACCUUGCAAUUCCUGAAGGAAUCGGCACUCAAAGAAAAGGAGACGGCUCAGGAAAAAGUCGUGCAGCUGGCGGAAAUACGCAAGGAUGAAGCGGCAAUCAAACAGAAGGAGAAGGAUCACGAAAAGGUCGUGGGGAUGGCCGAAAUACGUAAAGAGCCGCAGAGCCAUCUGUUUGGAGCGGCCAACAAAGAGAAGGAAAAUGAUCAGGAGAAAGGCGUGGAGUUGGCAGAGGAAGCGGCAGCUAAACAAAAGGAAAAGGUUCCGGAAAAAGGCGCAGAGUUGACGGAAAAACCUAAGGAACCACAGAGGCAUCAUCAUGAUGGAGCCACGGAAGAUCACAAAGCAAUAAAGAAGCAAGAACCAACCGAGGACGAUGUACGCAUGGAACCGGCGGAGGAUGCACUCAAGGAGCAAAUAGAAGCACCUAAAAAGCAACGCAUGGAACAGGCGGAGGAUGUACUGAAGGAGCAAGCAGAUGCACCUAAAACGCAACCACAGGAUUCACCUAAGCAGGCGGUAAAAGCGGCAGUACCCAAGGUAGCUGCUGUCCCGAGUCCAUCUAUUGCAGAAACCAAGUUGCCGAAGGCAAACAACGCUUCUUCUAGUGCUCAUAAACCUGUAGCCAACCAUCAGUCCACCAAGACACAAACAGAGCCGGUGAAAAAGAAGCGGUUGCAGGUUAAUCUCAGACAGCAUGAGAUGUUCUCCGGCAAUAAAACCAACUCCUCCACCCCGCUCGAUCCACGAAAACACAAGAACAGCGAUCCAGCCGCAGGGCCCGAAACUAAGAUCGCAAAACAGGCGACUGUCAAUGAUAAAAGGACUGCUCCGGAAAGGUCUCAGCCCGAAGAUCAGGACUUGGAACAAGUGGAGGCCGUGAAACGCAAACUGCAUGAACAUUUGCGAAAGGAGCUACUUAGCCAGAGUCAGCUCAACCAGAUUGCGCUUAAGAAAACGACAGCAACAACAACGAUUAGGGAGAGAACAGUCACAAAUCUAAUCUAUCCACCACCCAGUGCGCCAUUAUCCUCCACCACAAUAACUCCAGCGCCCACGCCGUCGACGACACCAACGCCUACAUCCUCAAUGGAAACGGAAACGUCUGCAUCGAAAUCGAAGUCCAAGGCAGCUGAACAACAAAUAGCCACUCCUCUGACACCGCAAUCCAAUAGCAGUGUCAGCAGUAGCGCUUCGACAACGCGGAAAACCCUAAACAACAACUGUUCACCCCACACGUACAGCAGGGCAACGGCGAGAUCGGGAAAAUCCAAGUCCAGGUUCCGCACCGCCACUUUUCCGUACUCCACAAGAACGUGGGAGGAUCAGGACAUUCACUGUGACAACGAGUUCUUCCUGGAAGAGGCCGACGAGCUGCUGGCCGAUAAUCCCAGCCUGGAGAUACCCAAGUGGAAGGAUGUCCCUGUGAUGCCCAGCGAAGAUAAGAGCGGUACAGAGCCACUGGACGAUGCUGUCUUCGAGCGGCGGCAUCAGAAGUAUGUAAAGGAUGAGAUUGAUCGCAAGUGCCGGGAUGCACGCUACAUGAAGGAGCAGCUGCGGCUCGAGGGGCUGCGGAAUCGUCGCAACCAGGACGAGGUGUUGGUUACGCUGGAUCCGCUGCCAACGUCCACCUUCUACCCGCUGCCCGAGGACAUCGAGGGCGUGCAAAUUGUCACCGAGGUGACGGUUCAGGCGUUCGGUGAGAAUAUGGUCAACAUGGAGGCGCGUGAUGAUUUCGGCGUCGCCUGGGUGGAUGCCGUCGAAGCGCCAACCUCCAUCGCCAGGUCGAAGGCACUGGCUGAGCCGGUGGCCACGUUGGCCAGCAAAAAGCUGCCCACGACGGCCGCCGAGGCGAGGCAUCAGGAAAACCACUCCUCCUACGUGUUUCCCAAGCGACGCAAGCGCCAGAAGAAUCGUUAGCCAGGAGUCAGCCGCUCCUGGAGGAUCUGCUACGGAAGCUGAGCUGGCGUUUAAGCGGAAGACGUUGCUGAUGUUUUUCAUUUACUAAUUUUUAAUUAUUUCCUAAGCGUAAAGUGAAAGCACCAGAGUUAACAGUAACGAAUCCCAGAGAUCGUCAAGAUGUCAAGUAAUCCAGAUCAGACAAAGUUCAUUGUACAUAUGGUUCCAAAGAGCUGUCCGUGUUUAUUAGUAUAAUAAAAUAAGCGGAAAGAUGACUUCUGGAACAUUUUGAAAAUUAUUGUUGUUCAAUCAAUCUAUCAAUUUUAAUCGUUCGAAAUUUUGUAAGUUAAUAUCAAAGGCAAGUAAUUCGAGCUGUAUUAUUUCAAUUGAAUUGAUAAUGUUUUUAUUUCACGAAAAUACAAGAUUCGAAUCUUUGUUAAAUGCAGCUAAGAUAUUUUCAAAUUUGUAAUCUGGUCUGGAAACGAUUAGUUUUAGUUAACCUUUUGCAAUCCAUUGAAAUUCGACAGAGUUUCACUCUAGCUUGUUUCUAAUUUACGAAACUUUACUUAGUCUCACCAAACAUUUAAUCUAAUCCACUCGCUAAGUUAGAUCGGAUAAUACAUCUCAGCUUUAUCCCCUUUAAGAUCGCCCGCACUGAAGUGAUAAAGAAACAGAAAGGAUAUAAUGUUCAAUGGGCUUUUUUCUUGGCGAAACAAAUGAAAUUCGUAGACUUCUAUUUUUAAAUAUUUUUUUUCCUAGCUUGUAUUACCCUUUUUUUUUCUUUAUUUAUACUAUGUUAUAUCAUGAUGAUGCUCUAAUGUGGACAACGAGUGUGUUGCGAAGAGUUACUCAGGUAUAUCUCUGAUAAUUUUUGUCAUUUUUUUUUUUGAGGGUUUGAUUGUGUGUAAAAAUUGUGUGCGAGUUGUUGUCUGCUUAGAGUCAUCUAAUUUUACAUUUUACGCAUUGUUUUAUUUUAUUAACUUCUAAUAACUUGUUUCAUGUUUACCAAAAAAACAAAAACAAAAACCGUCGAGAAACACAAACAAGAUUUGAAAAAUAAAUAUAAACCUGAAUCCCAAGCUGUAAACAUUUUUGGCCUCACAGGCGCAAUAUAUUUUCCUUUAGCACGUCUUCUGUUUGACUUUCUGUCGCACUGAUAAGGAGCCUGCCAACGUCCGGUGGAAAUCAAAUCCCCAGCUCGCCUUCGAGUGGCGGCUUUUGUUCAUUUCAGUAGGUGUUAAGUCGGUUAUAUGUAAUAUAGCGUUAAGUAGACACGGGUAUCCCAAACGCAUAGAGAGAUAAUUAUAAAGUAACAAAAAGAAUAUGAUACAUUGUACAUUGUCCAGGAGGAGGAGAGUUCAACACCCUUUUUACACCAUUCAAUGUAAUUAGCGUUAAUUAGUUCAAUUUACUGAAGCUUCAACUGAAAAUCAAUUCGAAAUUAAUUGCCACCACUGUAGAGCCGAAAACAAACACACACCUACUCUAAGAAUAAAUGUACUACAUACAAUGUAUUUGUAUUUGUUUAACAAGUUUUAUUGUAAAGAUAAUGAUAAUAAUAUACCGGAUAAAGUAAAUUGUAAAGCAACAAAAUGCAAUCAA
Molecule: messenger RNA, 5379 nt
Organism: Drosophila takahashii
Lineage: Eukaryota; Metazoa; Arthropoda; Insecta; Diptera; Drosophilidae
Gene: msl-1
Product: male-specific lethal 1
Cellular component (GO): MSL complex
Molecular function (GO): chromatin binding
Source: RefSeq, a predicted model, not a curated record